Molecule: messenger RNA, 5275 nt
Organism: Pisolithus orientalis
Lineage: Eukaryota; Fungi; Basidiomycota; Agaricomycetes; Boletales; Pisolithaceae
Product: formin homology 2 domain-containing protein
Exons: 22
Coding region: 122-5092 (1656 amino acids)
Biological process (GO): actin cytoskeleton organization; actin filament polymerization
Cellular component (GO): cytoplasm; actin filament
Molecular function (GO): small GTPase binding; microtubule binding; actin binding
Source: RefSeq, a predicted model, not a curated record
CGAGCAGCAUCUCGCUACAUGUGGGUGGCAGCAUUUGGAUGUCGGCUGGGCUUCACAUGCACCAGUGAGAUUAUUCUUUUCAGCGCGCUCAAGGGUGAAGUUACACGGUUGUGCAACGACGAUGCCAGCCAGUGGCACUAUAGUCGUUCCGGUACUAUUACUGGAUAAGAGUGUUGAGUAUACGACCAUAUCACCAAAUGCAACUGCUCAGGACCUCAUUGAUGCACUUACUCGAUUGGAUGCAGUGAAGGCGACCGGUUUGCCCGACCUUUCGUCGUCGGCGUGCGCUCUCCAACUAAUACGAAGAGAGAAGGCUGGCCGCCGGUGGGAGCAAACGGAGCUGGAUGCUUUAGAGACAGGGCUUAUACCUUCCAUUGCUCCCAUCCACUCGCUAGUACCUCUGCUGGAGGAUAACGUAACUCAUUGUCUGAGGUCCCAGAACGACCCUGUUUGCCGCUUGGUCUCAUUGCAUCCCUCAUUAUCACUCGAACUCGUAUUCUCUCGCAUCCCCGAGGUAUACGAUGGAUUCAAGUGGACUGUCUUUAUCGGGACCACCACAACUGUCGAAGAUGUGAUAAACGUUAUCGUGGAAGAAUUUGGUCUAAUCAGACGGAUGCCCGGGUCAAAGAGAGGGGAGAAGAUUAAUUAUGUGUUAGAACAGUCAUUCAGAGGUUCAGAGGUCACUCCCCUUGCAUCCUCUGCUCGGAUAACCGAAAUACUGCAGAGAGCGACGCAAACUUCGACUGGGGAUGUGCCCACGUAUCAUUUCUGUAUUCCAGAAGAAUGGUUCUUUGGGUCAAAACCUUGCUCUUCGUCUGUCCAAUCCCUUUCCGCGGACACUAACUCAGGGCAAACGGACCUUGCUACUCGGACAGAUGACGAGAGUACCGCGAAGCAACAGAAGCCUAGUGCCGAUGUGCCCUCCAGAGUCGGAUCGCCAGAAUGGAGGAGCUCGAUAUCGCAAAAUCUCCUCAUGAGCUACCUACCGAGCUGGUCCCAACCUGCUCCUGCCACUACUUCCGUUCUCGUUGCAUCCGCCAACAGGAAAAGCAUCAGCGAGCCUGUCUUAAUGGAACAAAGUACUGGCGGGAGCUUCUAUACGCCCUCAGUGACGAUUAGUAAUCACGGAGAAGAAUGGAGCGACACCGAUGCGGCUGAAUUAGAACGCUGUCUGGGUGAAUUGGGAUUGCAAAAGGAUGCUAGAGCGAAUAUUUACCGACAAUCUCCAGAGAAAAAGCGAAGGAUUAUGCAAGACUUACUGCAUUCACGAAAUGAGAAGGACUCUAGUUCACCUCCUGCUGCUUCGAACAACUCCUUAUUGCUGCCUCCUCCUAUACCUCGGCUCUUCGGAGAUAACAGUUUUUUUGGGAGGCACUCCGCUUUCCCGACAUGGGGAUCAGAAACCGCGUCGACACUACAAUCAUCAAAUAAUGACAAGGAGUCCAACAGCUUGUUCGAGCGCAGUGACUCGCAGAAGUCGUCUCUGUCGAACUCUGUACAACCUCAAACAACCGGGAGUUUUUUCAGUGCUUUAUGGGCUAAAUUGUCAGGAGAGCCCAUCACCAGAACGGACAGCGGUAUUUCGGCACGAACAUAUGUCGAUGCGUUACGAAAGACUCGCAGUUCAAGUGAAAAGCUUGUAAACUCACUCAUUUCCCUGCGAGUGCAUCUGUCUACGGCUAGGGUCGAGUGGAUCGAAAAUUUCGUGGCAGAGGAAGGAAUCAUCAUCAUCGGCGGUCUGCUUUCCUCCCUAACUGGGAAAAGAAGUAUAACGAGAUUCUUGACCGACACGGAGGGUAUGGUGUUGUUAGAGUUGAUCCGUUGCCUUAGGGUACUCUUGAAUACUCAGCCAGGCUUCGACAACAUUCUUUUAUCUCCAACCAUCAUAUAUCACCUGGUUUAUUUCAUUUUCCAUGGAGCACCUUUGAAGUCGUGCACUCUAGCUGCGGAAAUGCUUGCUGCAAUAUGUAUGGUUUCUUUCGAUGAAGGCUACAGGUCUGUACUCGCUGCCUUCUCAGAAUAUCGCAUUGCGCACAACGAGGUUUUCCGGUUUCACUCGCUAGUCGCAACACUGAAGCUCCCAGGCUCGUUGUCUAUGGAACAGAAUGCGAGCAUAACAGUAUCGACUGAAGAGGAAGGGAUGUGGGAGACUCGUAUAGCGACCUUGGCGCUUAUUAAUGCUAUCAGUAUUUGCCCCCAUUCCCUGGAGGAGAGGAUCGUACUCCGUGAUGAACUCAGCCGGCGGGGCUUGGACGAGGUGAUGCUGAAUCUCAGGCACGCAAACCCUCCGGACAGUUUUCUUACACAAUUGAAUGUGUACUCGGAAGAGAAAUUCGAUGACGACGAGGAAUUUCGUGACAGAGCGCGGAGACUUGUGCAAGCCGGUGGCGGGUGUUCCGAGAAACCCGAACACGUCCUUCUAGAAAGCAUUCUUAAGGCCGCGCGCUCCUUGGGGUCAACGCAGAGCGUUUGUAAUAUUUUGCGAAAGCUGGAUCAAGUGAUGCAAGAGAACAUAGAUCCUACCUUCAAGCUUGAUAUGCUCUCCAUUUUGGAUGAUUUGGUAGGAUAUUUGGGGGCGGCUGACAACACUGAAGAUGCAUGGGCUACUUUCGCCGAGCACGUAUUGGCGUCUAUCCGGAAGAUCACCGGACGUGAUGUGCUGACUCGGUAUACGGAGGACAUUCGGGUGUUGCGUGAUAGAGUGGAGGACCUCACGCGCCAGAAUGCUGCUCUCCGAAGCGAACGUCUUCGCACCGAUGAAGAUGUCUCCGUCAGUCGUGCAACAGGCCAAUCAUCUUCAAAGCCGACUUCACCGGCAAAAGUGAGCAACGAGAGAAUAGCUGGAAUCGUCCAGCGUCUCUCUCAGAAGGAGAAAGAAAUUACACGACUUGUGGGCGAAAUCGAGCGCCUCAAAAAACAGACCGUCCACCGUGAAAGACAGGAUGACAGGGCCAAGGGAGAGAGUGACAAGGCUGGAAUUAGCUCACUCGACGCAGAAGCUGAGAAGCUUAAGCUCAAAGUUAACCAGCUGGAAAGCUCUCUUUCUGAGAGUGCCAGAGAGGUAACGAGUAUGAAGGGCGCUCUUGAAUCCGUGUACUUCCGUCUCUUUCCGGCGCGAGGUAAUGAAUCUGGUGGAGCGGAUGUUCAAUCCAUAGCAGAUCGCAUCCUAGAGAGGUUUGACAAACAGAGCACUGAAAUGUCAGCGUUGCUGGCGCAAGUUUCUAAGCUCCAGUCAACACUGUCAGAAAAAUCUGCUCUCGUAACCGAACUAGAGCUCAAAGUUCGCACCUCCUCUCUCCCAGCCGUUUCUGGAAGAGCAACGCCAUUGCAGAGCAAGAUCGACCGCAAUGAGGAAGCUUCUGCAUUACCAUCACCAGUGGCUCUUUCUCAAGGGACGGUUUCACCACCACCACCACCACUACCUCUCCUUGCGCUCUCUGCUGCGCCGCUCGUUGCCUCUGGAAACGAGGGUGUCAAUCCUGGCUUUAAGAGCAUACAGGCGGGACAAGCUCUAGAAAACAAGGAUCCGCUUGCAUCACAAUCCUUGCACAUUCCUUCCCCACCGCCGCCACCACCACCUGGUCUCGCUAGUGACACUGUUCUGUCUCCUCCUCUUCCACCACCACCACCACCACCACCACCACCACCCCCUCCGCCGCCACCGCCUCCGGGCGAACCCCCCAAAAUACGCCGGACGAAGGCGAAUCCUUACGCGCCGCGCCUGAAACCAUUUUUUUGGAAUAAACUGGAUAAUGAUGCCACCAGCUCCACGGUAUGGGCUGAGGCCCCGCCAGACUUGCAGUUCAACAUGGAUGAUCUUGCAGCUACCUUCAGCAUGGGCGUUGUCUCUACACCAUCCCAAAUAACCAGCCCUUCGCGAAAGCAGAACGUCACCUCCCUUUUGGAUAUCACCAGAGCGAACAACGUUGCCAUUAUGCUUUCCCGAUUUAGGAAGGGCUACUCGGUAAUCCGUCAUACGCUUCUGGACCUUGAUAGCUCCCAACUAUCCAUAGACGAUUUGAAGGUAAUCAGCAAGCAGUUACCUACUCCCGAUGAGAUCACUCGUAUCAAGGAAUUCGGGGACGUUAGUAGGCUAGCCAAAGCAGAUCAAUACUUCAGCGAGAUUAUGACGAUACCGAGACUUCCGCAAAGGCUGGAGUGCAUGAUGUUCCGCCUGCGCUUCGAGCUAGACGUCAAUGAGAUUCGCCCGGAACUAAAAACGGUUCAUGAUGCAUGUGGGGAAUUGCGUUCUUCUGAACGGUUCAAGGCAACGUUGCAGGCGAUUCUCGCUGUCGGAAAUGCCUUGAAUGGAUCCACCUUUCAUGGCGGUGCCCGCGGUUUCCGUCUAGAGACCUUACUCAAGAUGAAGGAAACAAAAACGACGAAGAGUGGUCCAAAUUGCCCUACGCUCUUGCACUAUAUGGCCCGGGUACUGAUCCGCACAGACCCCAAACUGACACUAUUUAUUGAGGAGCUUCCCAGUGUGCAGGCUGCUGCUCGCGUGUCGUUCCAAUUUGUUACCCAAUCCGUCCACUCAGUCGUACAAUCAUACAGAAAAGCACAGGAAGAGGUGUUGUUCGUCAAAAAGCUAUCGAAUGCACUGCCCAACGAUAAACUCGUUGAGGUUAUGGAGCCAUUUCUUUCAGAGAUAUCCGAGCGCGUAAAAGCACUGGAGCAACUGUCUGACACAGUUGCAAAUAGCUUGCGCUCUUUAUAUGCCUAUUACGGGGAGCCCUACGAUACCGCAGAGAGCUUGAAACCAGAGGAUUUCUUUAGUACAAUUUGUUCCUUCUCUUUGUCAUUGCAGAAAGCCGCAAUCGACGUACAUGAUUCUGUCACUAAACCACCGAUUUCCGCCUUGCCGUCAGUUUCACUAGCUGCUGCCCAAGAAGCGAAAGACAAGAAGCCCUCGCCGUCGGAGGUCGUACAGAAGUUGCCUUGCGGGGUGGUGCAGAAUGCCCAAAGAACUAUUGCCCGUGGUGAAGUGGACGAGAUAAUUAGGACUUUGAGGGAGGGCACGUUCAAUAAGCGUGCAAGGAAUAGUCUUCCCCAGGCGAACAUGAUUUUUGUCGAUGGCAGGAAGAAUGGGUAAUAUUGUGUAGUUGAGAGGGAGUACAAUACCGGGCAACUUGCUUUCCAGGUGUGCAUCUAUUCAGGUCUGACGACAUCAGUAUUGCUAGGGACGUGUGGUCAGCUCCUUGUACGUAUCAUCGAGCCGUAUAUAAUUCGAAUAGUGGGAAUCAAUGUGAACACAAGUAGCUAAAUGAGGAAGACU